AUGACCUUCCCCAAGUCGAGUGGAAUGCCUGAGGUGGCGGCUGCAGUGAAGGGCAGUGCAUCCCGCAAGGCAUUGAAGCAGUUGCUGACUAAAGUCACUGAGAAGCCACCCAAGAAGCAGACUAAAUCUCUCAAGCAGAGCUAUUCCACUUACUUGUACCAGGUGCUGAUCCAGGUCCACUCUUCCACCAGGAUCUCGUCCAAGGCCACAAGUGAUAUGAACUCCUUCGUUGUCAGCAUUUUCAAAUACAUCGCCUCUGAGGCUUCGCACCUCAUUCACUACAACAAGCACCACACCAUCUCGGCCAGAGAGAUCCAGAGCGCCGUCCGCCUCAUGCUGCCAGGGGAUCUGGCCAAAUACUCCAUCUCAGAAGGCACGAAUGCAGUCACCAAAUACACCAACUCUGUUUAG
Molecule: messenger RNA, 411 nt
Organism: Carcharodon carcharias (great white shark)
Lineage: Eukaryota; Metazoa; Chordata; Chondrichthyes; Lamniformes; Lamnidae
Product: histone H2B type 1-A-like
Exons: 1
Coding region: 1-411 (136 amino acids)
Cellular component (GO): nucleosome
Molecular function (GO): protein heterodimerization activity; structural constituent of chromatin; DNA binding
Source: RefSeq, a predicted model, not a curated record